Molecule: messenger RNA, 1719 nt
Organism: Psilocybe cubensis
Lineage: Eukaryota; Fungi; Basidiomycota; Agaricomycetes; Agaricales; Agrocybaceae
Exons: 7
Coding region: 1-1719 (572 amino acids)
Biological process (GO): intracellular calcium ion homeostasis; calcium ion transmembrane transport
Cellular component (GO): fungal-type vacuole membrane
Molecular function (GO): calcium:proton antiporter activity
Source: RefSeq, a predicted model, not a curated record
AUGGGAGAAUCUUUCGCUUUAUCUGCUCAUGAUGCCUCUAGCAAUGUUCUUCCACAACCAACACCCACUCUUGUUGCUGAAGAUGACGACGAACCCCCUAGUAGUGGGACGCCCCACAAUCGGCAGGCUCAAAUGACUGAAAGGUCGAACGAUGUAUCUACGCACUCUCAACUUAACGACCAUGAUAUCCGCGAGAAAGAUUUUGCUCGUGUCGACAGUAUCUCGGUCAAGCAGGUCGCCUCGGGGCACCAUGCAUCAGAUCUUACAGAAGAGGCGAAGUCCAGUCGCGACAUCGUUAACGUAGUUGAUUUGGAGAAGGAUGAGCACGCUGAAGAAGGUGCACCACGUCGGCGCCGUCGAAGGUUCAGGGUGGUGAAAAUGUCUCCUACUGCACGCUUCCGGGCGCUUAUUGCCUCAACUCGUUCCACCGGCCCCCAGCCUACAUACCGCGCUUCUGCCAUGGCGAUGUUGCGAUACUCUCCUCUCAAUAUUCUUUUGGUCUUCAUUCCAGUCUCAUGGGCCCUUCAUCAUGCUCAUCAAAGUCCUACUUUGAUCUUCGUUUUCUCGAGUCUGGGAAUUGUACCUCUUGCUGCCUUACUUGGUCUGGGUACGGAGCAGAUUGCUCUUCGAACGACUCAAAGUGUCGGAGGACUUCUUAACGCUUCGCUGGGAAAUCUCAUUGAGAUGAUCAUUUCUGGCAUCGCUCUCAAACAGUGUGAAUUAGAAGUUGUUCAAAGCACACUGCUGGGCGGCCUGCUAAGCAAUUUAUUGCUUGUUCUGGGAAUGGCCUUUGUUGUCGGAGGCUUCCGUUUCCAUCACCAACAGUUCCAUCCUAUGGUUGCGCAGCUUAACUCCUCUUUGCUAAUAGUUUCAGUCAUUUCGUUGACUAUCCCGGCUGCCUUUCAUCAAUAUCUUGAGAAUCGACUUCCCUCUGGAACCGAACUCGACAUAAUUUUGGAACUAAGUCGCGUCAGCGCUAUCAUCUUGAUAUUAAUCUAUAUCGCUUACUUGUUCUUCCAAUUCUACUCGCACAACCAUUUGUUCAAGGACACCAUCCAAGAAUACAGUGUAUCUACCGGUUCUAGCACUUCUUCCAGUCGUAGCCGACGUUCCACAACACCUACCCUCCCCCUUCCUUCCAUCGCCCCUUCCUCGGCAUCAACAGCAUCUAUCACGUCGUCAACAUCUUCGGAAGAAGAAGUCCAGAAAGUCAACACCGUCUCGGCGCUUAUCCUUCUGGUCACCGUUACCGCCCUUGCAUAUGUGACUGCCGAAUAUCUAGUGGAAUCACUAGAAGGUCUUGUCGCUGCGCAUCCCUCCGUAUCCAAAGAGUGGAUCACACUUAUCAUCAUUCCCAUUAUCGGCAAUGCUGCUGAACACACCACAGCCGUUAUCGUCGCUAGUAAAGGCAAAUUCGAUUUGGCGAUGAGUGUUGCUGUUGGCAGUUGUAUCCAGAUUGCACUAUUUGUCAUCCCUGUUUUGAUUCUUGUCGCUUGGGGUAUGGAUAAACCGCUCACGCUUCUCUUUGACCCACUCGAGACAGUGGUGUUAUUCUUAUCUGUCUUGCUCGUCAAAUUUUCCGUGGAAGAUGGAAAAUCGCAUUGGAUGAGUGGUAUUGUUCUCAUUGCCGUAUACGUGCUCAUCGCAGUUGCAUUUUGGCACUUCCCCGGUGACACCGUCAGGAUUAUCCAAGGUCAAGUUAUCCAAUGCUUCAAAUAA